Messenger RNA from Branchiostoma floridae (Florida lancelet), 3228 nucleotides. Its product is annotated as DNA excision repair protein ERCC-6-like 2. Gene Ontology annotation, molecular function: ATP-dependent chromatin remodeler activity; ATP binding. NCBI's taxonomy places the organism in Eukaryota, Metazoa, Chordata, Leptocardii, Amphioxiformes, Branchiostomatidae. The record is from RefSeq and is a predicted model, not a curated record. The coding region runs from base 182 to 3106 and encodes 974 amino acids. The transcript is spliced from 20 exons.
UGAUGAAGACUACGAGAAGCCCUUCUUCAGGAACCACUCCCAUGUUGGGGAGAAGGAGCCAUUUCUUCUCUCACCUGUGGGGAAAUCACCUGUUGUACAGAUUCCUGCCACCAUCAACCGCUACCUGCGUGACUACCAGAGGGAGGGAGUGCAGUUCCUGUAUCGGCAGUUCGAGAGAGGGAUGGGAGCGAUCCUGGGGGAUGACAUGGGGCUGGGAAAAACUGUGCAGGUCAUCUCCUUCCUGUCUGCUGUUCUGGGGAGAACUGGGACGAGGGAAGACAUCAUCAACUUCAAGAAGAAGCAGAUACCACCUGACAAAGAUCAGCAUGUAUUCCUGAUCGUCAGCCCUGCCUCUGUGCUUUACAACUGGCUAGACGAGCUGGAAACGUGGGGACAUUUUAGAGUCGGUAAGUACCACGGAGAUCCCAGCCUGCGAGACGAGGUCCUGACCAGAGCUGAGCAGGGUCGCCUGGACGUCGUCAUCACCACUUAUGAAACCCUCAGGAGGAACCUGAAUGAGAUGAACUCCGUGCGGUUUGAGUGGUCGGCUGUGAUUGUGGACGAGUGUCACAAGAUUAAGGAGAAGAAGGCAAAGAUCACCGAGGCGAUGGGGCGGCUGAGGGUCCGUCGUCGGGUGGGGCUCACUGGGACGAUACUGCAGAACAACCUGAUGGAGAUGUGGUGUGUGCUCAACUGGGCCAACCCUGGUUGCCUAGGUGAUGACAAGGACUUCAGGGUCAAGUUUGUGAAGCCGAUUGAGGAGGGACAGAAGAUGAACUCCACAAAAAGACAGCUGGCUGAAGCUCGGAGAAAAGCCAAGGUGCUGAGCAACCUGAGGAAGAAAUGGUUCAUCCGAAGAACAAAGAAGAUCAUCGCUGAUCAGCUUCCCACUAAAGACGAGCAGGUAGUGUUCUGUAAGCUGUCCAGUUUCCAGCAGACGUGUUACCAGUCAGUGCUGGAGAGUGAGGAUGUGCAGCUGGUUCUACAUCAGAACGACCCGUGUGACUGUAACAGUGGGCUCAAGCAAAGGGACUGCUGCUACGAGACCAAUGCAGAAGGAGAGUCAGUGAAGGAACUAAUGUUCAGCUACCUGAGUGUGCUGCUGAAGGUGUCCAACCACGUGGCGCUCCUCCUACCGGAGAUGCAGGGCAGUAAGAAGGCCCUGAAGAGAACCCAGAGAGUCUGCGAUGUCGUCUUCAAGAAACAUCCACACUUCGUCAAGCUGGCCCGGGAGGCGGCGUUUAGGACGCUGUCUGACCCAAAGUACUGUGGCAAGAUGCAGGUCCUUCAGCAACUGUUGGAUGUUUUCAACAAACAGAGAAGGAAAGUCCUGGUCUUCUCUUUCUACACAAAGCUGUUGGACAUUAUAGAGCAGUACCUGAUGAGUACAGGUGAGGUGUACUCUCGGCUGGACGGCACCACCAGAACAUCAGACAGGCUCCGCAUCGUCAAGGACUUCAACACCAACCCCAACAUACUGCUCUGUCUGGUCUCCACCACGGCUGGUGGUCUGGGGUUGAACUUCACUGGUGCCAGUGUGGUCAUCCUCUUCGAGCCCACCUGGAACCCAGCCAAUGACCAGCAGGCACAGGACAGGGCGUACCGGAUUGGUCAGCGGCAGGACGUCCGCGUGUACCGACUGGUAACCAUGGGAACCAUCGAGGAGAACAUGUACCUGCGCCAGGUGUACAAGCAGCAGCUGUCAGAGAUUGCAGUUUCUGAUAAAACUGCCAGGAGAUAUUUCACAGGCGUGGCUGGUAGGAAGGAUGAGCAGGGGGAGAUAUUUGGCAUCAGUAACAUGUUCGCUCUGCGUAUGGAGACAUCCUGCCUCACACGCGACCUCAUCAGCAGGGUCGACCAGAUCGAGGGGGGACUCAAGGUCACCAAAUUUGUUAAACCUAAGGAGACGAAGAGAACAGAGGAGGAGAGCAUCUGGGAAGAGGAGGAGGAGGAAGAGAGGAAGGAAAACGAAGAGCAGGAUGAACAAGAAGAUGAGAGGAUGGAGGAAGAUGAAGAGGAGAGGAGGGAAACUGAUGAUGAAGACCAAGCAGACAAGAGCCACAGGAAGAGACAUCGGGCUGAUCGAGACUCAAGCAGGGAGGACGCACAGGACAGGGAUCCCUUCAGUAUGCACACCCUUGCCAGUCAGCUACUGCCUGAGGAUGAUGUUGACAUGGCAACAGUUGACAUGGCAACAGAACAGAAGACCACGCCCCACAGCCUCUCCACAUCCCCAGCAAGCACAGACAACGAUGCGGACACUAGAAAUACAACAUCAGCAUCGAAAAGGAGAAGCAAAGUAGGAGCUAUCCACAGCAGGAGAAAAGAAGCAGAGAAGAAAACUCAAUUUUCAAGAAGAAGAAGUGGUACUUCUAGGAAGUCAUUCGGAGAAGACAUCUCUGAGUUCUCGUCUUCUGAGUCAGAUUCUGGGCCAUCACAAGUGAAGAGAAGAACAGGGAAGUUAGAGGUGAAAGUUGUGAAGGGGAAGAAGCCAACUCCAAGAAGGUCAGUGUCUUCAAGAAGGACGGUACAGAGAAGAAAAGGAAAGAUGACAAGGACAGUAUCAGAUGUCUUUAGGGAAUGUGGUGUAGCGUACACACACAGAAGCGAUAGAGUCGUCGGUGGCAGCAAGGCAGAGGCGCACAUGAGCCACCGCGCCAUGGAGGAUGUCUACGAGCUGCACCAGUUCUCUCAGCAGCCGGCAAACUUCGCUGCAGAGUUCCAGGAUUCGAGUGAAGAGAGUGAUGACCUAGGGCCUUCAGCAUCACCACAUGCCUUGAAGAAGAAACAGAGAAAAGCAGAACUUGAUAAUUCAACAACUAGAACUCGACCGUCUAGACCGCCCCCUGCACAGCAUGUGUGUAAGAUCAACAACAAGACAGUGAUUGUAGGAGGAACCCCUCCAGCGACAAGAAGAGACCACUUUGCUGCUCUGGCUAAGUCCAUGGGAUGUUCACAGGAAGAACUUGCAGACAAAGUGCUGCAAGCUUCCACCAAGAGUCGGUUGGAGAUGCUGCAUACUUUCUACAGAGACAGGGACUCGGCUCUCGGAGAAGUCUUUCAGAGAUUGAGACAUCAAGAAGACAUAGCAGAAGAAAAGAGAUAGCACAGGAUAUAAAUAGAACUGUUCCUUUUAACAUUUACAUUUUAUAUCUAUGAAUGUGGUACUUGAUUCAAGUCUUGAUGUCUUUUGCGGGUCAAAAGAUAGACAUGCUAGACCCAUCUUAG